CGAGGUGGAGGAUUUACAACCCAAACAUCACAUUAGGGUUUGACAAAGUUGCUGAAUUUAUGAUAGCCUGAUAAGAUUCUGAGUAUGGAAGGAGAAAGUAGUGUUGAUAAGCUCACUGGGGACAAACCAUGGAAAUGUGUGGACUGCAAAGUGGGAUUCAGAUAUCCAUCUCAGCUGGAAACUCAUCGACGUACUCACACUGGAGAGAGGCCAUUCCUUUGCUCUGUCUGUGGGAAGAGAUUUGCUCUGUCAUCAGACCUGUUAAGACACCAGCGGGUUCACACUGAGGAGAGACCUUUUAAAUGCUCAGACUGUGGGAAAUGCUUUAAAAGUUCUGGGAACCUGCUGUCCCAUCAACGUGUUCACACUGACGAGAGACCAUUCAGGUGUUCUCACUGUGGGAGUCGUUUCAGGCGAUCGUCCCAUCUUGCUGUACACGAGCGAACUCACACUGGGGAAAGAUUCACCUGCCCCAAGUGUGGGAAAGAAUUCACUCGGUCAUCCAGAUUGCUGAAACACCAGAAAAUUCACACUCAGCCGAAACAAUUGACCUGCCCUGAAUGUGGGAAGGGAUUCACUGAGUUGUCCUCCCUGCUGAGUCACCAGCGAGUUCACACUGGGGACAGACUAUUUAUAUGUUCCAAGUGUGGUAAGGAAUUCACUCAUUCAUCCAAGCUGCUAUCAGACCAGGAAGUUCAAACUGGGAAGGGGCCAUUCACCUGCCCUGAGUGUGGAAAAGAAUUCACUCUGUUAGCCACUCUGCUGACUCAUCAGUAUGUUCAUGCACCACCAUUAACUUGUCCUGCAUGUGUGAGGGACUCGCUCUGUUAGCCACUGUACUGACAUCAGCAUGUUCACGCAUCACCUGCAUGAAAUGUGAGAAGGAAUUCACUCAGUUGUCCCACUCAUUGAGAUGCAGCAAGUUCACAAUACAGUGAUUGGAUUUUUCUGUUAAUCAUAUCCAAGACUGGCCUGAUUUAAUGUCUUCAUAAUAAAGCAGCUUCUCAAUAACAGUCAUCACCACAAGAUUUAAUUUCCCAUUCAUUUUUACGGAGAGAAGAGUUGGUCUAUGACUAGACAUUGGAAGUCAAAUAAAGGCAAAGACACAAGUGGCUAAACUGAACUGAGAUAUGAAGUUUCUGGGUGACUAGAUGAGACACUUGAGAAGAUAUUUCAUUACAUUCUGCAACUUUGCUUUCUGGUGUGAAAGAAGGAUUCUAGGAGAAGGCUGCACAUCUAUGGAUAACUAAGAAUAUUAAAGAGUGCAUAAAGUUGAAAGAAAAGAAGUUAUAAUUGUGUGAAGAUGAGAAAGAAUUUAACAAUAGUAUAGAUCAAGAAAAAAAUGUAUGAAAUGGGAGUAUGAGAUAAACUGGCUAAAACUAUGAAAACAGAGGUUCUGUAAGUGUUCUAAAAUGAAACGUAUUAUUCUUCUACUGAAUGUGUUUGGGAAUGAAUAUUGGAUAUUAAGGAAUUCACAGAAAUGUUAAACAGAUAUUUUUGGGGUAUGUGCAUUGUAUAUAAAUAACAUCACAAAUGUAACAGAAAAUCAAGGCAUGAAAGGGAGAGAGAAACUUGAAAUAAUUGCAACCAUCAAGGAAAGGAUACAGAGACAAUGAUUGGAGCUAAAGGUUGACAAGUAUUCAGAAUCUGACGGCCUGCAUCUUGGGUUCUGAAAAGCAAUUGUUGUGGACAUCCUGCAUGCUCUAAUUCUAAUUUUCCAAAAUAUUCAGAAUUCCAUAAAGAUUACGUCAAAUUAGAAAAUCACAAAUAUAAUUCCUCUAUUCAAGAAAUAAUAGAGACAGGACGCAGGAAUCAACAGGCUUCUGAGCCUGAUAUCUAUCAUAGAGAAGUUGUUAGAAUCUAUUCAGGAUGUUAUAGAAUGACACGUAGAAGAUUGAAAUGCAGUCUGCAGAGUCCAUGUGAUUUUGUGAAGGGAAAUAGCAUUUGACAAAUUUAUUAGUGUUCUUUGAGGAAUCAAUGUGGAUAAAACACACCCUGCCAAUGUGAUGUGAUAUUUCUAAGUGACAUUUUAAAAGGUGACGACACGAAAAGCUUCUAGUGAAGAGAAUGAUAUUAAUAUGAAUACAGGAUUGGUUAGAUAACAGGGAGCAGAGAGUAGAGAUAACUGGAUGAUUUUCAGGUCGGUGAGCUGUAAUUAGUGAGGUGCCACAGGGAUCAGUGCUGGGACCUCAAUUUUCUUACAAUUCAUGUCAAUGACUUCAAUAAGAGACUGACUAGAUUUGUUUAUGAUUUAAUGUAGACAGGAAAUGAAGUUAUGAAAAAAAAAUGAGUUGAGGAUAAGUGAGUGGGUGAGAAAAAUGACAGAUGGAAUAAAAUGUAAGAAAAUAUGGGCUUGUGCAAUUUGGCAGGUAGACUAGCAAAACAGCAUGUUUCAAUUAGAGAUUACAGAACAAUGAGGCACAGAGGUCUGGCUGUCCUGAUAAAUUCAUCACAGCACGUUAGCAUGCAGAUAUAGCAAGUGAUUAGGAAGGGAAAUGGAAUGUCAUUGUUUCUCUAAACUGGUCCCUGUAAAGAGAGGUCUGUCCUAUGAUGAAAAACUGAGUAAAUCAUGCCUGGGAUCUCCGAAAUUUGGAAGAUUAAGAUGUAAUCUCAUUAAAAUAUACAGAAAUCGGGAGGGGAUUUACAAUACAGAUUCCAAAUGACCUUGUUUCUCUCUAUCUCUGUAUUCCCCAGUCACACAACCAUUUGGAAUACCAGUCUUUUCUCAUUCUGUCCUCUUUGCCUCCCUGAUUUUAAUUACUCCACCAGUGGUGUCUUUGCCUGGAUGUGAAGCUCUAAAAUUACCUCUCUAAACGUCUUCCCCCCUGUCACUUGGUAAUAGAUGCUUGUUUGACAUGGGAUCUCCCACUUACUAGGAUGCUGCUUGGGCUGCAGCAAUUCAACUAUGAAGAGAGACGGAUAGGCUGGGGUUGUUUUCCCUAGAGCAGAGAAGGCUGAGCGGUACCUGAUUGAGAUGUACAAAGAUUUUGAGGGAAGUAGAUAGGAAGAAACUUUAACUUUGGUAGAGGGGUCACUAAUGAGGUGGGACAGUCUUAAGAUAAACCCCAGGAGGUGCAAAGUGGAUUGCAUGGAUUUUCUUUCAUUCAGAGGGUUGUAGACAAUGGGAACCUGCUGCCUAAAAAGGCUGGAAUGCUCGGGCAUUUAGGAAGUAUUUUGAUCAGCAUUUGGAACACCACGACAUACGAGGCUAUGAGUCCCGUGCUAGAAAAUGGGAUUAAAACAGAGAGAUUAUUGAGUGCCGGCAUGUAUACGACGAAUCAAGGUGCCUCUUUAUAUGAUGUCAAUCUCUAUGACUCUAUUAAAUACCAUUCCUAAUGUCAGUAGUUACUUCAACUGUUUCUUGAAGAAACUCCUUUGAAGACUAUUGACACAUUUUAUUACUUUAAGCAUGUUAGAAAGCAAGCUUGAUACUAUUUCAUGUCAUCAGUUUGUGCAGAGUAAAAUUCAUAAGUAGCAGUUGGUGGGAUUACCCAGAUUAAUGCAGAUUUUUUGGGACGUGGAUUGUUUAAGGCACAAGUCUUGGUCCUACAACAUCAGGUUAACUCCUGUGGACAGUGUUUAGAAUUGUGGUCUGUGCUGAGAGUGGAGCUGAUUGAGCUGACAGACCUGUAGUGAACUUCAAAAAACUGCUGUAUGGGAACUUUCCUCUUCAUUCAGUGACUUCCUGCUGAAGUUGAUUCUGCAUAAAACAGGUCACUAUGAAUCUCAAUUCUAAUGCAAUCUUUGGAGCAAAGUUUACAACUUUAAAUCAGCUGUAAAGCAGAAAGAAAGUCCUCAUGUUUAUUUUGCCUCUUUCGCAUACUCAGAAUGUCGCAAAAUGAUUCACAGUGUAUGAUGAAUUUUGUAAGGAGCAAUGAGGAGGGGCAGAACUAACUAAAUGAUACAACUUUAAACAAGAGUACCUGGGAGUGUAUUACAACAAAUCUUAGAAGGUGAAAUGUUAUGUUGCUCAAGCUUAAUGAUCCUUAGUUAAGAUUUCCUAAAUCUUCGUAAAUCAUUGAUUCAUCCUCAGCUGCAAUAUUCUGUUCAGUUCUGAGGACCAGACUUUAGGAAAUAUGUCAGGUUCUUUGAGAGAGUGUGGGAUCAGUUUCUCAGUAUCAGGGAUGAGGGGUUUUAGUUCAGUAGAGGAACUGGAGAAGCUAUUCUCAGAAGAGUAUGAAGAGAGGAGGAAUACUGCAGGGAGUAACUCCCAUCCUGAUUCCCCAAAGCCUGUCCACCAUCUACAAGGCACAGGUCAGAGUCUAGUGGAAAUUACCUACUUUCCUGGAUGAGUGCAGCUCCAAUAACACUCAAGAAGCUUGACACCAUCCAGGACAAAGCAGCUGGCUUCAUUAACAUCACAUGCACAAGUAUGCACUCCAUCUACCACCGUGACUGAGUAGCAAUAGUAAAUACUAUCUACAAGAUGCACCUCAGAAAUUUGCCAAUAAUCCUGAGACAGCACCUUCCAAACAUAAGAACUACAAGCAGGAGUAAACCAUCUGGCCCUCGAGCCUGCC
Molecule: messenger RNA, 4520 nt
Organism: Rhincodon typus (whale shark)
Lineage: Eukaryota; Metazoa; Chordata; Chondrichthyes; Orectolobiformes; Rhincodontidae
Product: zinc finger protein 774-like
Exons: 1
Coding region: 85-831 (248 amino acids)
Biological process (GO): regulation of transcription by RNA polymerase II
Molecular function (GO): RNA polymerase II cis-regulatory region sequence-specific DNA binding; DNA-binding transcription factor activity
Source: RefSeq, a predicted model, not a curated record